AUGGUGGUAACAGUGGAGGAGCUGGACCGAGCCGUUAGCCGCUUAAGAGCCCGGAACACUGCACCGGAACCCGACCGACCGGGACCGGGUCGAGUCCUAGUGCUGAGUCUGGCUAAUCUGGGGGACAGGCUUAGGCAGCUUUUUACCGACUGUCUGCGAAGUGCAAAGUUCCCCACGGAAUGGAAAGAGGCAAGGUUGGUUCUCUUGAAGAAGGAAGGCAGGGCCGCCGAUUCUCCCUCUGCGUACCGUCCCAUAUGCCUCUUGAACGAGAUCGGCAAAGUGUUCGAAAGAAUAGUUGCCAUUUGGCUCAACGGGCAUCUGUCGCGCGUUGGUCCCGAUUUGGCUGAUAGUAGUUUAACGUUUGGAUUCCGACGGGAGCAUUCUACAGUAGAUGCCAUCAUGCCCGUCCGCUCCCUGUCAGAACAAGCAGUAUCCGAGGGUGGUGUGGUCGUUGGCGAUAAGUCUCGAUAUCGUCAACGCCUUUAA
Molecule: messenger RNA, 486 nt
Organism: Parnassius mnemosyne (clouded apollo)
Lineage: Eukaryota; Metazoa; Arthropoda; Insecta; Lepidoptera; Papilionidae
Source: the annotation of a GenBank genome assembly